Molecule: messenger RNA, 1107 nt
Organism: Alternaria atra
Lineage: Eukaryota; Fungi; Ascomycota; Dothideomycetes; Pleosporales; Pleosporaceae
Exons: 2
Coding region: 1-1107 (368 amino acids)
Biological process (GO): carbohydrate metabolic process
Molecular function (GO): hydrolase activity, hydrolyzing O-glycosyl compounds
Source: RefSeq, a predicted model, not a curated record
AUGUUCAAGCUUCUAGUUGCAGCGGCUCUCGCUGCUGUAGGCGUAUCCCAGUACACUCCGCCGCCGUCUUUUGGUAACAUGACCAAUUCGUCGACAUUCAUGAACCCGAUUGUGGGUACUGGAGCAGAUCCUUGGAUGUUCCGCCAUGAUGACUACUACUAUAUGACCUACACCAACAACGUCAAUGUCACCCUCUGGCGCAGCAGGUCCUUGACCGACUGGGCGGAAGCAGAAUCCAAGACCAUCUUCCAUCCCGAGCCCAACCAGGCCUACUCCACCGACCUCUGGGCCCCCGAGAUCCACCAAAUCGACGGAAGCUGGUGGGUAAUCUUCACUGCGGAUCCUAAUAACGACUCUCCACCGCCUGAGGUAGAGAUGUGGUGCGAGUACAACUGCCCCGCUGUGAACCACCGCAUGUUUGUUGCCGUGGGUGAAGGUGAAGACCCCUGGACCGCCGACUACAACUACCGCGGCCAACUGGAAACCUACGAUCAGUUUGCGAUUGAUGGAACGUACUUCCAACACGGCGGCCAACUCUACCACAUCUACUCAUGCUGGUACCGCAAGUACGACGGAUGGCCAGCCAAUCUUUGCAUCACCAAGCUGUCAUCUCCCACCACAACCAUCUCCCCUUUCUCGGAGCGCCAAAUCAUUUCCGUCCCGGAAUACGCGUGGGAAAAGACGCCCUUUGGCCGCGCAAGCAACGACCGCCUCUCCUCAAACGAAGGCCCCCAACAAUUAAUCAACCCCGUCACCAACCAGACGUUCCUCAUCUACAGCGCCGCCCGCUCGGAUAACCGCAACUACUGUCUCGGUCAGCUCGAGCUGGUUGGCGAUGACCCGAUGAACCCUAGCGACUGGCGCAAGCACCCUUAUCCUGUUUUCUACCAGAAUCCUAGUGAAAAGGCAUAUGGCGUUGGCCAUGCUUCUUUCACGACUUCUCCUGAUGGCACCGAGGACUGGAUUGUCUACCAUGGUAUGGAGGAUCCGACGAAUGGGUGGAGCGCGCGUACGAUCCGGGCGCAGAAGUUUGGGUGGAAGGAGGAUGGUACGCCGGAUUUUCCUAAGCCUGGUUAUGGACCAUAUCAGGUUCCUAGCGGGCAGUAG